Ostreococcus lucimarinus CCE9901 is the source of this 1174-nucleotide messenger RNA. RefSeq lists its product with no specific name. Gene Ontology annotation, molecular function: RNA polymerase II C-terminal domain phosphoserine binding. Gene Ontology annotation, biological process: transcription elongation by RNA polymerase II; positive regulation of transcription elongation by RNA polymerase II. The record is from RefSeq and is a predicted model, not a curated record. Gene Ontology annotation, cellular component: nucleus; Cdc73/Paf1 complex. Lineage: Eukaryota; Viridiplantae; Chlorophyta; Mamiellophyceae; Mamiellales; Bathycoccaceae. The transcript has a single exon. Bases 42 to 1148 code for a protein of 368 amino acids.
UCGCGCCUCGGAGCGUCGCUCGCGCGGUUUCGCUCGUCGUCAUGGCGGACGUGGAUUUGGUGAAGAACAUUUUUGGUUCCGACAGCGAAGACGACGACGACGGAGACCGCGUCGCGACGGAAUCGCUCGAAAACCGCGACGAUCGCGGGCGCGAAUCCACGUUUAAAUCGUCUUUAGAGCUCCCGGACGACGCGGAAAACGACGAGGACGACCCGGCGACGCGAGCGAAGGGCGAACCGUUGCGAUUAGAGCUGCCGAGCGCCGAAGCGGGGCGCGAGACGAUCGAGGACGAGACGAAGAUUGCGAAAUUGAGCAACAUCUUCGGCGCCGAGCCCAAACCCUUCGACGCGGCGACGCAUCGAGACGACGGCGAACGCGAGGAAUUCGUCGACGUCGACGGCGUCACGCGCAUCAGGACCUCGAACGAGAACACGGUGCGAUGGAGGAUGAAUGAAAGCACGGGUGAGGCGGAGAGUAACGCGUAUUACGUGCGAUGGGACGAUGGAACGACGCAUUUGGUCGUCGGCGACGAGUACCUGCGAUGCGACGAACGGGCGGUGGCGGACGCGGAUUCGUUCUUGUACGUGCGGAAACAAGGGUUGAUGAAGGCGCAGCGACGGUUGACGACAAAGAUGACGUUUAAUCCCGCGACGUUGGACUCGCGGACGCACAAGAGGUUGACGGCGGCGAUCGAUAAGAAGCACGGAUCGAGGGCGACGCGGACGAUGGCGUACGUGUCGCGCGUCGAUCCGGAGCGAGAGAAGGAGGCGUUGGACGCGGAGCUAGAGCGCGCGGCGAGGGAGAGCGCGGCGUUGGAGAGGAAACAGGCGAAGAUGAUGCGGGAAGACCGCGAGCGGACGGGGAUGUGGUCGGCGGGGGGGAGAAACGAUCGCGGGUACACGGAGUCGUAUUACGAACGACGCGACGACGCCGGCGGCGACGUCGACGCGGAAGGGGGCGCGGCGCGGAUGGACGCCGAUUUCUUAGAGGCCGAGGAGAACGAUGGUGCGGCCGGUAGCGAUGGUGCGGGCGCGAUGGAACAGGACGUCGCCGCGGGCUCGUUGGACGAAGACGAAGACGAAGCCGUCGGCGCGCCCAAGGAGCGAAAGAAACGCGCGUUGGUCGUGGACGACGAGGAGGACGAAUGAGAACGAAUGAUUUGUGAUAAAACCUA